This is a messenger RNA of Paramisgurnus dabryanus, 1112 nucleotides long. RefSeq lists its product as uncharacterized. Gene Ontology annotation, cellular component: nucleoplasm. The record is from RefSeq and is a predicted model, not a curated record. Lineage: Eukaryota; Metazoa; Chordata; Actinopteri; Cypriniformes; Cobitidae.
GUCAUCAUCCGUGUUCGUCGUAACUAUCAGUCAUCGCCCUGGUCUUCAUCCGUGUUAAGAAUAUGCAGAACACAAAGCGCACAAAGCGAGGGAGAAAACAAGUUGUUGAUGAAGCAGGUACUUCUCUCUCUGUGCCUCCCCCUGUCUCUGUGCCCCUACAAGUUGCGCCAACUGCAGUUGCAACAAUUGAAAACCUGAAAGAGGAAAAUAAACUUUUGAAAGAGGAGCGAGACUUCCUUCGGGAACAAUUAAAAUGUGCUCUUGAAAACAGACAACCAAGACAGAAAGAGAAGAUGCAAAAUGAUGCUUCUUCUGAGUCAGAAUCUGGAGAGAGUUCAACAUUCUCAGACACAUCGGAUUCAUCUGACAAGCAUCCAAAAAGAAAACAAAAGAGAAAGCACAAAGUCAGGGAGGAAAAACAUGCCACCAUUCGAAGAGUUCAAACACCUGAUGAUGUUUUGCAACGUUACAAGGCCAUUCUGAAAAGCUUCAUGAAGACCAGAAGCGUCUCCCACAGCUGCAAGCAACACAAUGUUGAUCGCAAUACCAUCGCACUUACAGCCAUUAUUGCAGAGUUGCAGAUUAUUGCUACUCCUGAACUCCACAUUCCUGAAUUUCAGGGUGGAACUCUACAGAAAUAUGCGAAGGAGUGCAAGGAAUAUGUGGAUACAAACCCAGAAGUCUUUAAUAAAAUCAAUGAAAUGAAACGUAAACGUGAACUCCUCCCAAUUAGGUACAAAUUUAGAAAGGAAGACAAUUAAUUGACCCAGUAGUAUAAUAAGCUGUUCCCAAAAUAACAUUUCUGCAUUUUUUAUGAUGGUUAAAUAGUAUUUUUGUUAAUAUCGUUGUUCUCAGGUUAAUGCUGUUAAUUGUUAAAAAAAAAUCAGAAUGUUCAAUAUGUUGAAAAAAGUACAAAAAAACCUGUAUGUCAUUGCUGUUUCAAAAUUCAGUGUUCAACAAAAUUCAACAAAAAAGACAAGAUCGUUAAGAAAUAAAUAAGUAAAUGUUUUGCUUCACUUCAAAAACAGUGUAUUAUGACUCUUAUUUUAGGGUCUUACUGUGUAAUAACUGAGUAAAAAGCAACACUUUAUUUUACAGUCCUGUUUCCAUGU